CCGUCUCUCUCAGUCUUUUCACGGGUCUGAUCGGGACGGCUCGGAAUAACCGGAUUAUUAUCAGGAUUCGUUUAUGGAGUGGGUUUCCGUUGGUAAAGGCGCGAAACUCGAGUUGUUUAUUUUAAAUCUUUACGCGCGUUCUCUUUGAUUCGAGUUCGUCAUGAGCGAGUCGGAAAACCCGAGCGAGUCUAAACUCGAGGCGGUGAUUCAGAGGCUGGAGGAGAGCGUCCUGUCCGAGGAGAAGCGGCUGACGGUUCGAGGGUCUUCUCCAGAUGAACCUGUGUCUAGUUUACCGGCCCGUGUGCGAGAGAUCGUCUCCAGGAGCCUGGGUGACGGCGGUAUGUCGUCGGGUCUGUCUCUUCAGGACGAGAACCGGGUUCUUCAGGUAGAACUGAGUCGUGUGGAGGAUCUUCUGGCUCACAGUCGAGCAGAACGAGAUGAACUGGCCAUCAAAUACAGCGCCAUCAGCGAGAGACUGGAGCAGGUGCUGCAUCUGGAGACGGGUGAGGAGGGACGCGGCUCUCCGGAGUCUCGCAGUCUGGCGCAGCAGAACGUGGAUCUGCGCAGACGCCUGGACGAGGAGCAGGCGGCGUAUAAACGCAAGCUCACGGCCUAUCAGGAGGGGCAGCAGAGACAAGCGCAGCUCGUGCAGAAACUACAGGCCAAGGUCCUGCAGUACAAGAAGAAGUGUGCGGAUCUGGAGCAGACGCUGCUGGAGAGAUCCACCGGUCAGUGUGACGGCAGCAGUAACGGUCAGCGGCGGGACGAGGACGAGCCGAGCAGUGAGCUGGAGAGCGCCCUCAUCCGGCUGGAGGAGGAACAGCAGAGGAGCAGCGGCCUGUCCGCCGUCAACGCUAUGCUGCGGGAGCAGCUGGAGCAGGCCGGGCUGGCCAAUGAGGCGCUGAGCCAGGACAUCCGCAGACUCACGGCUGAUUGGACCAAAGCCAGGGAGGAGCUGGAGCAGAGGGAGUCUGAUUGGAGGAGAGAGGAGGAGUCUUUCCACAGCUACUUCAGCAGCGAACACAGCCGUCUGCUGGCGCUCUGGAGGCAGGUGGUGGGCUUCCGCAGACACGUGUGCGAGCUGAAGAGCGCCACCGAGAGGGAUCUGAGCGAGACGCGCAACGAGCUGGCGAGCGUGGCGCAGAGCGUGCAGCUGCAGUGCGUCAGCGUCUGCGCAGAUCUGCGCAGUCGUGAGGACGGGUCUGCGCUGCUGCUGGAGAGAGAGACGGCCCAGAGGCAGCAGCUGGAGCAGCAGCUCAGAGAGACGGUGACCGAGAUGAUGACCCUGCAGGCCAAGAGCGACUCGGAGAGAGCCGAGCUCAACACACGGCUUGUGGAUGCAGUGAGAGAGCUGGAGCGUCUCAAAGCUCGCGUGGAGGACAGAGAACAGGAAGUCAUAACACUCCGCAGGAAACUGCAGGAACAGAGGAGCCUUGAGGAGACAGAAGUCCAUUCACUGAAAAAACACACUGCAGCGCUGCAGAACACACUCCGAGACAUCACACAGAUGGUGUUGUCUGACAGUGACGGUGUGGACGGAAACACUGAAGAGUCUCUUCUGCCACUAAUACACUCUUCAUCAUCAUCAUCCUCCUCCAUCCUUCCUGACAGCUGUCUGUCUGCUUUACUCUCUACUCUGACCAGCAGACAGAUCCAGCUACAGGAUCUUCGUGAGCGGCUGCAGUCUGCACAGUCUUCAGUGCAGCAGCUGCGCAGGCGGCAGGAAGAGGCGGAGUCAGGCCGGCGGGAGGCAGAGCUCCGAGCUCAGGCGCUGCAGGCCGAGAGAGACGAGGCUCAGAGAGAAAGAGAGAGCACGGUGAGAGAGAGACACCGACUGAGACAGGAGAGAGACACACUGAGCAGCGAGAAGGAUGUGGCGGAGAAGACUGCGCAGACGGUGCAGACGCAGACACAGCUGCUGCAGCUGGAGUGUGAGCGUCUGCAGCUGGCAGCUCCGAGCUCAGGCGCUGCAGGCCGAGAGAGACGAGGCUCAGAGAGAAAGAGAGAGAGCGUGAUCACGACAGCUGAGACAGGAGAGACGGAGCGGAGCAGCUGAGAGAGAGCUCAGCAGCUGUGGGAGGAGUCUGAGCGCCGGGCGUCUUCUCUCCGAGCUGAACUAGCAUCUCUGAGAGAGUCUCUCCAGCAAGAGACAGCAGACCGACAGAUGAUGGAGACCGAGAACAGACAGCUGAGUGACACACUAAACAGGAGCGGGAGCAGUCACACUGAGCUCUCUCUAGCUCUCUCUAAGCUUCACUCGGAGGACUCGUCUCUCAGAGAUUCUCUGGUUAAGAUGAGCAGCAUCAAUGAGAGUCUGGCGCAGGACAAAUCUGACCUCAACGGCCUCAUCGUACAGCUGGAGGAGGAGAAGAACGCUCUGCUGUCUCAGAGAAGAGAAGCGGAGCAGGAGAAGCUGACCAUCAGAGACGAGCUGGUCCGCUCCGAGCAGGACCGACUGGAGCUGGACGCUGUCCGUCUCGCUCUCCACCAAUCGCUGCAGGAGUCUGAGCUGGCCAGGGCGGGGCUGGAGGCGGAGCUUCAGUCGCUGCGGGCCGACCGAGCCAAACUCCAGGACAGGAUCACGCAGCUGAUUGGUGAGGUGGGCGGCUUGGAGGCGGAGCUGAGCUCGGCGCGUGGAGAAGGAGACAGGCAGAGCACCGCCCUCGAGGAGGCGGGGCGAGGGAGGGCGGAGCUUGUGCGGGAGAGGGCGGGGCUUUUGGUCCAGCUGACGGCGUCCGAGAGAGAGAACGCCGCCCUGACGGAGGAGAUCGCCGCCUUCAGGACGGAGCGGGAGAGUCUGGAGACGAGUGUGUUCGAGCUGCAGCAGCAGAUAAAUCAGAUCGAGUCUCGAUGCGAGCAGCUGGAGUCAGAGAACCAGAGCCUGAGACUACGCACAGACGGCAUGAUGGCGGAGCUGAAGCGUUCACGCGCCGAACGAGAGACGCUGGUGUCUCAGAGCGAGAAGGAGAAGGAGGCGCUGAGGGACGCUCUGACGGACGCUCAUCAGGAGGCUCAGCGGUGUCUGCGCUCGGCUCUGUCUGACCACCAGGAGGAGCUGGAGGCGCUGAGCCAGCAGAAGGAGGCGCUGCGCUGCGGGCUGGAGGCGGAGCAGGAGGCGGCGCUCGCGAGUCUUCGUGAACUCCUGGAGGAGCAGACGGCACGCCUGGAGAAAGAGCGCGAGCAGCUUCAGGAGGAGCUCCGUUCCCUUCAGCGUGACAGAGACCGAAGUCUGCUGCAGGCCGAGAGCGACAAACAGCAGGCUCUGUCGCUGAAGGAGGCGGAGAAGGCGGUUCUGUUGGAGAAGCUGAGCGCCCUGCAGGCGGAGCGGAGUACUGCAGCGCUGGAGCUGGAGCGACUGAACCGAGACACGGCCCUGCUCCGGGACCAGCAGCGGACCACGGUCGCGUCUCUAAACGCAGAGCUGCAGGAGCUGCGCGGUGAGCAGCAGGACGCAGCCGGAGCACACGGCCGGGAGCUGCGCAGACUGCAGGAGAGCUGCGCAGACCAGCAGACGCGAGCCGACACGGCGCUCCGAGAGGUGGAGGAGUGUCGCGCGCUGCUGGUGUCCUGCGAGGAGAGUCGCGACUCCGCCAGACGAGAGCUGCUGGAGCUGGAGAAACGGCUGAGCCAGGCGCGGGACGCGGGGGAGGGGCUCAGGCGAGAGGGGGCGGAGCUACGCCACUCCCUCUGUGACGUCACCAAGGAGCGGGACGCUCUCAGCCAAUCAAACGCGCAGCUGAGGGAGGCGCUGAGAUCGGCCGAGAGCGAGAGAAUCAGCGUGAAGCGCGUGUGUGAGGAGCAGCAGCAGAAGCGCUCUCUGCUGGACGAGAGCCUGGCGUCUGCGCAGACGGAGGCGUGUGAUCUGCGCAGCUGUCUGCGUGAGGUGGAGCGCUCCAGGCUGGAGGCUCGCAGGGAGCUGCAGGAGCUGCGCAGACAGCUCAAGGUCCUGGACGCCGAGCGCCAGCAGAAGACCAAGCAGCUGAGCGAAGUACAGUCUCGUCUGUCGCUGGACGAGCAGAAGGACGAGGAGCGCAGCCGAGAACUGACCUCACUCCGACAGAGGCUCGCAGACGCUGAGACCAGCAGAAGCUCUCUUCAGAAGGAGCUGUGUGGUCUGCAGCGGCGUCUGAGCGACAGCGAGGCGUCUCGACUCGAGCGGGAGCGGGAGCUAGCGGCGCAGCUGCAAGAGUCCCGCGGCUCGGAGAAGAAGCUGCAGGACGAGGCUCGUAAGCUGUGUCUGCGCGCUCAGGAGGCCUGCGAGGCGUCUGCGCAGACGCAGCUGCAGCUGAGCGAGGCCCAGGGCCGCCUGGCUGCGACGGAGGCGGAGCUAUCCCGAGCCGAGGCGGGCCGCAGGGACCUGGAGUUCAGGCUGAGCAGUCUGCAGUCGGCCCUCACCCGGACCCUGGGCAUCGGGGCCGGCGGGCGGAGCAGCAGCAGGGGGCGGAGCCCGGCAGGCUCCUCCCCUUCCUCGCUCAGCUCAGGGAGGCUGUCUCGUCACCGGAGCGUGUCUCCGCUGCACUGCUCUCUGUCGCCACCUAAAGACGCGGCGGGUAACGUGAGUCCUGAUAACAGCGCGCUGUCUCCGGAGAGGACCGACGCCCCGCUGCCCCUCGCCCUGCAGGACCUGGACCCCGAGACCCUGCGCAGCGGCCUCAGAGACUUCCUCCAGGAGCUCCGCGGGGCCCAGAGAGAGCGGGACGAGGCCCGGGGUCAGCUGGGGUCACUGCAGAGGGAGCUGGAGGAAGUGACCGGCGAGAGAGACUCCGCCCACCAGCGCCUGCUCCAGCUGCACAGCACACUGCAGGAGAGUCAGGACGAUAAGCGAGCGCUGGACGAGAAGCUGUCUGCGUCUCAAGCUCUGCAGCAGCAGCAGGAAGAGUCUCUCCGAAGAGCAGAGCGAGAUCGACGAGCGCUCAACGAACGAAUCAAAGAGCUGGAGAGAGUGACGCUGAACACCGAGAGCGAGCGCAAGCGUGUGGAGGAGCAGUGCAGCAAGCUGCGAGCGGGCGAGGCUCGUCUGGAGGCGGAGCGUCGGAGGCUGAGGGAGGCUCUGGAGGCGGCUGAGGGGCGGGGCACACGGGUGGAGCUGGGGAGGCGGAGUCUGGAGGGAGAGCUGCAGAGACUGAGACUGAGUCUGUCCGAGAGAGAGACGGAGAUCCAGACGCUUCGAGAGCGGCACGACAGCGCCCUCAGACAGGUGACGGAGGGCGAGGCUCGGGUGGCGUCUCUUCAGCGAGAGGUGGAGCGGCUGGCGGCGCUGCUGUCUAAAGCUCAGGACGGAGAGGCCGUUCAGAAAGAACGAGCGCUCGCUCUCUCACAGAGCCUGCAGGAAGCCAGCGCCGCCCACAGCGCCACCCAGGGGCGGCUCGCAGCGCUGCAGAGGACUCUGGGACAGGCCGAGAGCGAGCGCCGGCAGCUGCAGGAGCGUGUGGAUGGUCUCCGAGCGUCCGUGUCGGACGGGAAGCGUAACAUCACGGUGCUAGCGGAGCGCGUGCAGACGCUGCAGUCGGAGCUGAGCCAGAGCCAGCUGCGCAGAUCUGAGCUAGAGACGGAGCUGCAAAACACACAGGAGGCCCUGCGACAGAAGGCCGAGAGUCUGAGCGAGGCCCAGCGCAGCCUGCAGUCUGCGCAGACGGAGCGAGCGUCUGCAGAGGAGCGCCUGCGCAGCUUACAGAGAGCCGUGGCCUUGCUGGAGACCGAGAAGAGAGAUGCCGAGAGACAGGCCGUCCGGCUGGAGAAGGACAAGGCGGCUCUGAGAAGCACUCUGGAUAAGGUGGAGCGUCAGAAGCUGAAGACGGAGGAGAGCAGCAUGCGUCUGUGUGCGGAGAAAGGUCGUCUGGAUCGAUCGCUCAGCUCGGCCGAACAGGAGCUGCAGGACGCUCAGAGACAGAUCGUGCUGCUGCAGGCUCAGCUGGCGGAGAUGGAGCAGGCCCACAGCGCUGGAGAGCAGGCCCUGCGCGAGCGAGACGACCAGCGCCUGCGUGACAGCCAGAGGGAAGCGGAGCGGACGCUAGCGGCCCGAGAGAGAGCGCACCGGCAGCGCGUCAAGGGUCUGGAGGAGCAGGUCUUCACGCUCAAGGAGCAGCUCCAGCAGGAGAUCCGCCGCAGGACGCCAGCUGAUCUCAGGCCUGAAACAGGAAGCAGAUCUUAACCUGGCCUGGGAUUCUUCUCCGCAAACCUUAAACUGCAUCGCUCUCAGGACUGUUCAACCAAACCUGGAGGGAAACCAUGGAGAAACCAAACCAAGCAGCUUUUCAUUUCAGUGGAACUUUGAGACGUUCUGCAGGAAAGGCAGAGCUGAUGGUAUUUGAUCUGACCUUCUCUCACGCAGGAAGAGAAAGACGAGGAGUGGAGAGAUUUCUAAUCACUUUGAAGGUCAGGGAAGCUGGGUUCUUCUGUCUGGGGUUCAGAUGAGAUAACAGCAGCACAGCUGGAGUAGAUAACAGUACACACCGAAAUAUAUUUCUGAUCAGUAAUUCAUUGCUAAGAGCUUCAUUUUCUCAAUAUUCAUAUUUUUCCUCGGAUUCCAGAUUUUCUAAUCUCAGUAAACAAAUAUUACCCUAUCAUAACAAACCAGACAUAAACGCAAAGAUGAUUCAUAAAUCACAGCUCAAGAAAUCUGUUUGUGUCCAGAGUCACAUAUUUGGCCUUUCUUAGAAAUUAUAGUAAUAUUAACCCGAAACAAAAACCAGUAUUUUGCUUAUAGAAAGUUAAGCCUAGUUUUAGGACCAAUUUUAUGUGGCUUUAUUGUAAUAAGAAACGAGCACAUUUCUUCUCUUGAUUCAUGUUACUGUACUGAAUAUCUUACUCUAAUAUUUAUGUGAAUGAGACUCGUUUCUUUUAAACAAUCGUGAACUGUAAUGUUUUAUCUUUUGUAAUGUAGUAAUAUUACUCUAAUAUUUUUACCUCUGGUUGUUGACGGGUGGCUUUUAUUAAUCAGUGAUGAAUAUCAUACGAGUUCAUCAUUAAAACAAGACCUUCUCUCAAACUCUUCAAACGGACGAUUUAUUCGCUUCCAGAGUCGAGGAACAUGACGGCAAACUAUAUCAAUAAUUGUCAUUUUAAUUCAUUUUCAAAAGCAAUAGUAUUAAGGUGCAGGUUACAUAGAGUUAAGCCAGAAGCAAAGAAAACACGUCAAUGGCUUCUUGUGAAGUUACUAAGAAACAAUAAAAAAACCACAGUUUUCUA
This is a messenger RNA of Puntigrus tetrazona (Sumatra barb), 7188 nucleotides long. Its product is annotated as rootletin-like. The record is from RefSeq and is a predicted model, not a curated record. The transcript has 35 exons. NCBI's taxonomy places the organism in Eukaryota, Metazoa, Chordata, Actinopteri, Cypriniformes, Cyprinidae.